Messenger RNA from Annulohypoxylon maeteangense, 804 nucleotides. RefSeq lists its product as uncharacterized. Gene Ontology annotation, biological process: regulation of transcription by RNA polymerase II. The record is from RefSeq and is a predicted model, not a curated record. Lineage: Eukaryota; Fungi; Ascomycota; Sordariomycetes; Xylariales; Hypoxylaceae. Gene Ontology annotation, molecular function: RNA polymerase II cis-regulatory region sequence-specific DNA binding; DNA-binding transcription factor activity, RNA polymerase II-specific. The transcript has 2 exons. Bases 1 to 804 code for a protein of 267 amino acids. Gene Ontology annotation, cellular component: nucleus.
AUGUCUUCGACAACUUCCACCUCUUCGUCCUAUGGCGGAUACUCGCCAUCCACGUCGAGUUCCUAUUCCCCUUCACUUUCUGGAUCAUCCGAAUCAUUAAUUUCCAAUUGGGACGUCUCUUCUGAGUCCCAAUCCGACUCACCGUCCGAUGCAUCUUUCGGAUAUUCCCCUUCUGUUAUAUCCUCCCACUCGGCCUCCGGAUCUUCUGAAUCAUAUAGUUCAAGUUCAAGUUCUAGUUCCGGUUCCGGCCAUUCCACCCCUCAGGCCGAGUAUAAUACCCGUGCUCGCAUGUCUGCGGCACCGCUCACCGAAGAGCAGGUCGGAGGGAACCAAGGAUUAAUCCCUAACCACGAACAACAGCAAGGUGGUCUUAACAAUGUUGCUGCACCUGCACAAGAAACUCACGCCGUCCAAUCUGUCUCAGCAGACCACAAUGACAAUGAUGCAGAGGACGCUCCAGAGGCUCCAGAAGCUCCGGAGCAUAAUGUGCCACAAAACAACGCGGUUCUUCAGUGUGCACAGUGUCACAAAAUCUUUAAAAACAGGGCCACCUAUCGACAACACCUUGCCGAUGUGCACAUCGGAACUAGAUGCUACUGGCCGGGGUGUGCCCAAGUAUUCGCAAACGAACGGGAACUUAAUGCCCACCUUCGGGAUCAUAACGAUACCGCCUGCGGAUGUGAUCCGGUGUGCAAGAUAACUUGCCACUUCCCCAGUUGUGGUAAAGUUUGCACCAUGGCAGAGAGUGUCGGUCGUCACCUUCGCCGACAUAACAUUGAAGCUCGCAAUGCUUCCCACUUGUAA